UGGCCAGUUGUGAUCGGCCAGCCAGCACCAUGUCGGCCAUCAGCACGUGGUACGACCACCUCGUGGGCACGCAGCUCUCGAGCGGCGGCGUCGCCGGCGUCCUCGCGGCCUUUGUCAAGAACGUCAGCUACAAGCUCAAGCUACCGGACGCGUCGACGGUCGUCGUUUCGGCCGAGCACGCGAUCCGAGCCAAGCGCAUGCAGCUGGACGGCAUGCAUAUCACAUUCGAUCAAGGCCAAACGGGCAAGAUCUGCUCCACCGACGGCGUGAGCCUCUACAGCGCCGACUACAAAGAGAGCGGGCUCGUCAAGAUCAAGUGGACGCACGACGCGCCGACGACGCGCACGUCGCACGUCGAGCUGCUCGUCGUCCUCGAGAAAGUACCCGACCUCCUUCUUGGCGUCCAGUUCUACAAGACGUACGACAACGACGAGCUGUACCUUGUGACGGUCGCGUCGUCCACGAUCGAGGACGGCGAGAAGGUCUACCGCCUCAACUUUGAGGACGGCGACUACGACUACAUGAAGAAACUCGACUUGCUCCUCGAACUCGCACCGGCGAUGCCCACCGAGCGCACCGUACGCCUCGAGGACCUGGCCAUCUACUCGGCGGAAGCUGUCACCGCGCACCAAGCGCCGUCCAUCGCGCCAGACGCAGUGACCAACGUCAAGUUCUGGGGCCGCUCGAUCUACGUUGCGCUCGGGCAGAAGGGCACGAACGUGAUUGUAAAUGACCUCCUCAACACGGACGACGGCCAGCCGGGCGAGGCCAAGGCAACAAAAGCCAUCGCCAAGCUCGACAUCCUGGUCGCCAUCAACGGCGUGCCCAUCCGCGGGCGACCUGUCGAGGAGGUCGCGCGCAUGAUCAACGCGUGCACUCGACCACUCACGCUUUCGUUCCGGAAGCCCAAGUCCAAGAAGGCCGCCGCUACCGAGGCGCCACCGACGAACCUCGCACAAAACGCAGCGCGCCUCCCGACGCUCAAGGUACCGAUACAAGCCAAGGCCGCGGCACCGAAACCGAUCCCGCCUGCCAAGCCGACACCCGAGCCAACCGUCGAGGCCGUCACGCAGCUACCGUUGACGACAACUGCUGUCGCAGCGUCGGUCGUGCCGCCGUCCGCAGCCAAGCCAACGACACCGACACCGCCUGUCAAGCCAACAGCAACGACUGUCAAGCCAACGACACCGACACCGACUGUCACGCCAGCAACAACGACGGUCAAGCCAACGACACCAACGCCGACACCGCCUGUCAAGCCAACAGCAACGACUGUCAAGCCAACGACAUCGGCACCGGCUGUCACGCCAACAACAACGACGGUCAAGCCGACGGCGGCGCCUAUCAAUCCACCUCCUCCUCCCCCGGCGACGACUGCGUCAGCACCGAUUGCGCGCCACGAACCGCUUAGCUCGUCAGUCAUUGCGGCUGUCGUCGAUUCGGACGGGACGGGAGACCAAAGCGCCGAGGCCGACGACGUGUCGUCGUACGAAACGAUUUCAGAGGUGUCGUCGGACGACGAUUCCGACGAGGAAGAACGACCGCCAACGACAACACCAAGUCAGUGCGCCACCGCUGCGUCGCCGUCUCCACCUACCGCCACCCCAACGCCCAACGCGACGAAGGAAGAGAAAGCGGUGUCCCGUGACACGUCGGGCGCGGACGAGCCGUCCAUCAAGGCCGAGAAAUCACCGUCACCGUCGAGCGCGACAAAGAAGCGUCCGGCCACCGACACCGUGUCUGGCAAGGCCAUUGUGGAGCAGCCCAGUGGCCCCAAGAAACUCAAGCUGUCAGCGGACACCCGACUGGUCGCGACCGAGAGUCCGAGCACGAAGAAGCUGCCGCUAACGUCCAAGCCUCGUGACGCGCCGUCGUCGUCAUCCGAGGCGAGCCCAAAGGAGACGGAUUUGAUCGGCAGCCGCGCGCGCCGGCCGCGGCGUAUUCACGUGCUCGUGCACAAGGCGUCACUGCAGCUCUCGCUCGCCAACAUUGAGCCCAACCAGUUUCCGAUCGGCGAGGUCGAAACCGACGGCCGCGUCCAAAUUGGCGCGCAGCUCGUCACGGUGAAUGGGCAGUCGACGCAGGCGCUGUCGACAAGCCAAGUGGCCAGUCUGAUCAAGCACGCGCCGCGGCCCGUGAACGUGAGCUUUCUCAACGCCAACGUCGACACGGAAAAGUCUUAAGUCGCCGUUGUUAUAUAAGCUGCUGCAG
Molecule: messenger RNA, 2211 nt
Organism: Saprolegnia parasitica CBS 223.65
Lineage: Eukaryota; Oomycota; Saprolegniomycetes; Saprolegniales; Saprolegniaceae
Exons: 7
Coding region: 30-2183 (717 amino acids)
Molecular function (GO): protein binding
Source: RefSeq, a predicted model, not a curated record